AUGGAUCAAGCCCAUGGAAAUACCGAUAUCAGCGAGGGAGAACGAAUCACUGCUCUGCCGCCGACUCCUGCAGUUUUCGACUACCCUAAUGCUAGCGUGGGGGGACUCCGCGAGAUCAGAUCCGCUCGCCGUUCGAGGGAUCGUCGUCGCCGUAUUCGUGCCGCACGUCUCCAACUUGAGUCCCUAGAAGGCAGACAACGCGUUUACGAACGUUUCUUCUCUUCUCUCGGGGAAGCUAGAGACCCAAGCUAUGAUGAUUGUGGAUGCGGGAUAACCGGCAAAUUUGCCUACCAGCUGGGCAAAUGGAAGCAGAAUUGCAGUGAAUUGCUGAUCCGUAUCCUCGCAGCAAUCAAGCACAGAAGCUCCCCCGAAGAGCAUAUGAAUUUCGAAAAUGCGCCUCGUUCAGUGUUAGUCAGACUCUCAACCAAAGAUCAGGGAAAUUUAAUAACCAAUUCUAGUCACCCAAGCUCAACCCCCUCAUUCAGUGUUGUACGCAACGAACCUCCCAAUGACGUCCUUGAGGAGAGAGGACGCCCGCGUCAUCGUCACCUUGGAUCGCGGCGGAGAGAUAACAACAGUCUAAGUGUCAGGAGACGUCGCAGUGUUGGUUAGAAGGUCAACGCACCGGCUUCUUCGGCAUGUUACUCGAGCCAGCGGAACAAACCUACGCAUAAAAACGUCUCUUCAAACUCCUAGGAGCGAUUCGUGUGCCAG
Messenger RNA from Paecilomyces variotii, 714 nucleotides. RefSeq lists its product as hypothetical. The record is from RefSeq and is a predicted model, not a curated record. Bases 1 to 612 code for a protein of 203 amino acids. The transcript has 4 exons. Lineage: Eukaryota; Fungi; Ascomycota; Eurotiomycetes; Eurotiales; Thermoascaceae.